AUGGCCCUCGGAAUUCCAAAAAGCAAUCUGUGGUAUGGUAUGGAUAUUCUCUGGAAUCACCCAUUGUUUUUCAUUGCAAAUGGUAUCCUUUUUGUAUUUUGUUUAAAGUUACAAUGUAUAAGUUAUCUUUUGAAACAUUAUAGUGAUGAUCAUCACAGAUCUUUCCAACCUUACCAUGAUGAUGAUGAUGGUUUUGAAGGCAACUAUAGCUACAACUAUGGCUACAAUCCUUAUCGGCCACCUUCAGGAGGAAUUAAGGGAAAAGUUGAACAGAAAUACUGGCACACAAAGCAAACAAUGAUUCAAAAGUUGGGAAAGGAGCAGGACUCAUUUGUGGUUGCUGGGGACUCUGAAGUGGAUGCACGUCUAGAGGUACACCUGUCCACUGUCUGUAAGAAAAAUAAUAAUGGUAACUACAGUAGUACAACUGUAAGGUUACUGAGUGUAGGCAACAGCAACUGAAGGUUAAAAAACUUUUCCUGCAAUGUUGUGCUUUGCAUAAUUUCACAUGAUAUAUGGUCAAAACAUGCAUACAAGUUUUCAAUUCCCUUGGAAAAUAAUUUUUUUGUUUCUUUGCCUGGAGAUCAUGGGAAACCAUCUAAAACAUUUUUUUUUUGGUUCCAUGAAAAUUCAUGGGGCCCCCCCUUAAAUUUUUUCAAUUUUAGGAAAUUCAUAUAUUUUUUUUUCUUGGCCCUGGAAGCCAUAAACCGGUAAUGUUCAAUGCACUUUGGAAACGAUUCAAGAUGGCAAACAUUAGAAAGAUGAUAAGAUGCUAUAUCAACAUUCUAGUUUCGUAUAUAACCUAAGUCAUCACCAAGAAUUGUUGCUCAACUGGUUAAGAGUCUGAGUGGAAAAAUUGUGAAUUUCUGUAGAUUGAUCCUAAGACUGAAAAUGUCACUGGGAAACUAUUUUCCGGUUCUGUUAUUUUAGGAACCACAGUAAUGACAUGGUACCUGAAACGAUCAUUACUGUGAAAUCCCAGGGCUUAAUCAGUGAAUGAUAGAAGGUUCAAAUGUGCAUGUGCAGAUUGUACAGUCCAUUCUAUUCAUUUUUAGGGGAAGUCCAAACAAAGCUGGGAAAAACUGCGGAGAUAUUUAUGUGUCAUAGGGUUUCUGUGUGUUGUCUCCUUGAGCACUUGCCAUUGAUUACACAAGUUAAUUAUGUUUCUUUGACAAUUUUUGCAGGCCUUCAGGCAUAUACAGAAGACAUGUAUAGAUAUACUAAAGGCAAUAGAAGUAUAUCAAAAUAGGAUAUUUGGUAGGUACACAUUGUUCACAUGGAACGCUGUUGCGCUAUCUUCAUGUAACCAUUGUGUUCUGACCAGGCAUUAGUAUAUGUAUAUCAGGCAUGUGUAUACGACGUAUAUUUGGUAUUGAUCCAUGUAGAAGUGUACAAAAUUAUUUAGCAAUAUAUUGUUACAGAUAGUUUGUCUGGGAUCCCUGUGUUAGAAUGCAACAAUGGAAACAAAUGAAAAUGAUUUCCCUGUUUUUUCAUUUAUUUGUUGCCAGUCACGGCUGCUGCCUAAGAAAAUGUUUUUGGAGCCCUUCAGGCUACCUAAGUAAAAAGUUGGGAGCCUAAGCCUCAUUUCUAGGAGCCCUUGAUCGAUAAACUUAAAAAACUCAAAAUUUAUUAGGGCAUAAAUAGUAGCAUAUGUAAGGUUCAACUGACAUUCAAUGGCCAAUCUCCUUUUUGCUGUUGGUAAAUUUAUUUUCCUUAACCUCGCCCAUGGUGCCAGAGGUGUUUUUUUUAUCCAAUUGUAUUUCGAGAACAGACCUGGAACCAAGAUACCCAACCUAGUUUUAAUUAGUUUACCAGAAUGACCCUUAAUUGGCAGUGUCUACAUCUUCUUUGCUGUAAGUAAGUUGACAGUCUCGACCAGAUCCUUGAAAGUUGAUUCACGCCUCUCGAAACUCGAUUCAUUCAAGUCUUCAGACGCCUGAGUCUCAAGUUUUGCGUUUCAUGUUUCAAGAGACCAGCAGUUUUGAAUUUUUACCACUCACAAGGAUUUUGAGGAAACUAUUAUUUUAUUUCUAAAGGAAAAAUAAACAUUACCAUUUGCACAUUCAGGGGUUCACACCAACUGACAGCGCCUUAUACAGGUACAAUUUCGGUAAAGUUAAGUUAAAAAAGGACCAAUGAAAGGGUUUUUAUCUUGCAUUUUGGAAAAUUGACGCGAUGUUUUUGUAUGAAGUCUUUCUUUUGAUCCACAAAAAUUUUUUUUAUGGGGCAUAACAUCUUAAGGUAUGUAUUUACAUGGGUGGCAUGCAAUGGCAUAGAUUGAAAUAGGAUUUGAAAUAGCUGCAGUGAAUCUUUUUUUCAAAAACUGCAAUGUUUUUGCGAGCCUCUCAAAAAUUACCUUAAAACAGACAACAAAAAGAAAGAACGGCAUAGAUAACAAUGAAUAAAUUAAUGAUGUAAGAAAUCUUUGACUGUACCAUCUGUAUCAAGAUAGAAAAUGCUAAUCUUUGAUCGUCGUAGAUGCUGGUAAAAUUUGCAUAAUUAUGUCAAGUGUAAUUUGAAACCUCCUGCUUUUUGCAUGCAUCGCAACUUUGAAACAUACAACAACAACCUAACGGUUCUAGAGGCAAACAAAACACCGGGAAAAGAAGUCAUAUGAUGACUUUGAUACCGAAAGUUUUUCUAAGACUAUUAAAUUCAUUUGAGAUCAUUUUCAGACAAGAAACUUCACCGUACUGCAGUGGAAGCUCUGGGAAGAGAAGUCAGAGAGGCAAAUUUUAAGUGUGGUGGACAAAGGACUGACCCCCAGUCCAUGGACUACCUGUAUGGACUACCCUAAAAUAGACUACAUCACCAAAGUUUAGUGAUUAGGGUAAGGAAACUGAGUGAAUCAAGUUUCAGGUCAGUGUUCCAAGUAUAAUAACCCUAAAUGGAACCUGGUUCACUCGGUUUCGUAACCGUAAUCACCAAACUACUCUAGGGUAGUCCAUGAACUGGGGGUCAGUGUUUUGUCCACUACCAAUUUCAAGACAAGUGCUUGUUUGUUUAUUUUUUAUCAGUGGGACUUUUUUGCCUACAGUCAAUUACCACACAUUUUGCGUUUCCGUUUCAAAAGCACAGAAGUAGCAGGGAAUUUUGUUGUUUGUUCAUUGGAAGUUGGCGUGGAAGCUAUUGCCAUAAGAAUCAUGAGUUUCAUGGGCUCCUUGUUUAAAAGUUUAGUUGCCGGCUGGCAAAUUGUAGGCACCUCCGGUGACCUGGCAGCCCUUACCCAGCAGCCUUGCAAAUACUCUCUCAUUACUCUUGCGCACAUGUACAGUACAUUAAAAGUCCUUGAAUUUUUGGCCUGAACAAGUGUAUGAACCCUGUGAGAAGUGGACUUUGCAUGUAGGUGGCAUACCCCCAUAAACCUACGGAUGUAAGAAAAUCUGGUUAUGAUGUCAGAGUAUGUCCAUCUGUCUGUCUGUACAAACUCUGGGAGGUAGGAAAAACUCUAAAGGAGGAGAAAGAAGUCUCAGUCUUAGGGCAAAGCAAACUAGUUUAAAGGCAACCAAUGGAAUUUAAAAGUGAAUUUUUAAGGCUUAGUGACCCUUUUGGUCCAGGACCAAUCUAGUCUCAGAUUGUUUAAAAUCUUGACAGGUGAAUUUAUGCAUAAAUACUAAUUCAGCAAGUAGAAACAGGGUUAAAAAUUGCAACUGACUGGUUGCCAAUGCAACUAAAGUUUGGGUGCUGGUGACUACGUUUUAAGACCUGGUCGCCAGUUGGCGAGUCAUCUUCUGUUUCAAUAAGAUAACCCCUUGUCCUGGAUCUGUAAUCAAUAUAGUAAUAGUAAACUCACUAACGCUCUGCUUCAUCCAGCAACUCAAAGGGGAAGCCUCAACAAGGCAAGACUUAACAACGUACACAUUUUGCCGUAUAUCAGUUUGCUCCUUUUACAAUGUUAGACUUUAAUGUUCUUCUUAUAUUCUUCUAACAAUUCUCCAGAGCUGACUAGUCCCACUGGUAAGAUAGUGGUCUCGUCUUCUUACACUGUACUGUGUACCUUCGUUUCUAGAUCCAAUGGUGUUCCUGUUCCUGUUCACUUUUGUCUUUCACUGCUGCUCAUUUUCACCUUGGUGGCCGCGAGCAUUUCUCAAUUUCUCACCAUCGCUACAAAAUUUUCAUGUUUUUCUUCCAACAAAAUUGGUCUCAGUUGUUUUUUUAUUUCUCGCUGUAGUUCUUUCUCUGUUAUCCACGUUAAUGUAGACAUGAAAAUUUAAUUGAAAGAAAGGCUUGGGCUUGUUGUUUUUUUCUCUCUAAAAGUCCGGGUGGCAAUGCGAUUCACUGCCAAAACGUGCCGGGUGCUUGAAAUGCAAAAUUUCACCCCAGAUUACAUGAAGGGGUGGACGUAUGUACAUAUGGACAAUUUUGUCAGAACCAAAAUUUCUUGGAUGCAUAGAUAACCAGAUUUUCUUACCCAUGGUGCUUAGCUACAUGCGCUUUGUGUGCACGAGAGCUCUGCUAUUACUAAAUGCGGUGGUAUUCUCUAUGUUAAUAGAGAGGAGAAGUUGUUAGGUUACAUUGCCAUGGGAGCAAAAUUUUUGAAUGACAACAAAUCAAAAAUUCACUUAAAAAGGAAAUUUGCACUGUUUCAUUUACUUUGUCAAAUUUUAGUGAAAUUUUCUGGAUUUAAUCUGAAAGGACCAUAUCUGAGUUUAGAAAAAGAAAAAGAAACUUUUUGUGUUGUGUUCACCUACUCCAUAAUGGGGGCACGGGAAAUUAGAAAGUUUCAUGUCACAGUCGUGCAAAGACGGCCAAGAAGUGUACAAAAAAGCGUGCAAAGUUGUUGUUGCUAAUCUAAACCUAUCAGGUUUUUUUGCCUUUGUUGUUACUGUUGCCAUCGUCGUUGCUUAAUCUCAGCCUUAUUGUUGUCAUCCAGUAAUUUGGCUACCAUGGUAACUUGAUGUCACACUUCUCCUCUCUAUUUGAAAAUUGUAAAAUCGACGCUGUUCAAAAGAUUCUUAACUGAAGUUUCAGCAAUGCUGCCUUCUUCAGGGUACAAGACUAGGGUAUUCUCUAUGAUUUGAUAUUUCAAUUUUAGCAUUGUCUCAAGAUGAGAAUGAAAUGGGACGUUUUCUCCGAGAGCAAGGUUCACAGGAUAAAUCCAAGGCUGGAAAAAUGAUGAUUGCAGUGGGCAAGGCUCAGAGUUAUUCAGCUCAGCAAAGGUACAUUAAGCUACACUGGACAUGAUUUUAUUACCUUUGUUAUCUUGUACUUGCUGUUAUGUAACAGUUUGUUCUCUUUUAUUACUUUUUACCUCCAUUUUAUUACACAUGUAUUUUCAGUCACUAAUAAAGAGAAUUGUCUUCAAAAGGAAACAGUGGUGCAAAUAUCUAAAUAAAUGCCAAAAUAAUUUAUCAUGAUUAACAGCAGAACAGUGUAGGUUUUCAAGAAAUAUUAUAAUUAUACAGUGGAACCUCGAUUUAAUGAACCUCUAUAUAACAAAGUCCACAGUAUAGUGAACAAUCUUCUUCAGCUGGGCUAAAUUUACAAUAAAAUGUAUGGAACAAAACCUUGAUAUAACGAACGUCGAUUUAACGAAAUCCACUUCAUAACGAACACAAUUAAAAACACAAACGUAAAAUAAUGUACCUUGAUAUAAUGAAUAAAAUUUAUUCAUUACAUCAAGGUAUAUUUAAUAAUGUCAACAUGGGACAGAAAGAUAGCUAAAGAUGAAUGCAAAACAGACUAACGAGGAUAAUGUUUAAAGUAGUUUUAAGCAGUUUUGUUUGCCUGUUCUUGUGUUUCUAGUGUUGUAGCUAUGUACAGCUCCGAACUGAGACAGUAGUUUCGUAUACAAAUGUUUAUUACAGAAAUUGCUCAGAUCUGGAAAUGCUGGGCAUUGGGAAUUAAUAAUUAACUAUACCUGGAUAUCACAAAGAUUUUGCUUGUUUUCCCAAAAAUUCGCUAAAUCAAGGUUUUCUAUAUAACAUACCCUGGAUAUAACAAACAAAAUUAAUUUUCCCAGUCCCCUGGCACUUUGUUAUAUCAAGGUUCCACUGUAUCUAGAAUGUUUUAUAAUCAAGUGAAAGGGUGCCACUUGCUAUAAGAGUCAAAAGCAAAAAUUUGUCUUGCUAGACAAGGUCCAUUGGUAAAAUGUACAUGGCUAAUUUUGUAAGUUUCACUAGUGCAUGUAAGUAGUUGGUAAUUGAUUACACAACAGGGACCUUUAGAUUGUAAGACAAUUAGGACAACCAUAUGAGAACAAAUUGCUCUCAAUACUAAGUAGUGUGCACACAUGAAUCAUGAUUGAUAGUAUGGAUUUAAGCUUUUUUUAGUUUUAAAAUGUUAUUGUCUCUGAAACAAGUUAUCAAAUGUUAGAAGUCUUGUCAUUUUUCAAUCUACAUUGUACUGAGGGCAAGCUUAACUUCCAUCAAUAAAAGUAACUGUGUUUUCACCUUUCUGUUGAGGGAAAUGAAGCUUUCCAGGGUGUCUAUAUUUUUUUGACAAUAUGUGAAAAAAUGGUGAAGUCAAAUCUCAUUCUCAGAGUCAUACUGGUCCUUGAAUCUAACAGUUUCUAAUAAUGAAAGGAGGACAACAGCCAAAAGAAAUCUCUGUUAGCUAAAAAGGUGUAUAGUCAUCUCUCUCUAAGACAGACACCUUUGGGCCCAGCACUAAGUUUCCAUCUUAGAGAGGUGGCCAUUACUCAACUAACCCCAAUUUUGCUCUCUGAAUAGGUUAAGCCUAAGAACCCCGCUAGUGCGACUGUACCAGGAAGUUGAAACAUUUCGAUUCCGUGCCAUCUCAGACACAAUUCAAACUGUUACCCGUAUGGAGCAAGCAAGAACAGACUACAGAGCAGCGCUCCUAUGGAUGGCAAACUUAUCUAAAGAAUUGGAUCCAGAAGAGUAUAAGAGAUUAGAUAAAUUUAGAGAGGUCGGUUGCUGAAGUCAGCCUUUUCUUUUCAUAAACACUGUUGGAUACAUCUAGUUGAUGACAUUAAUCAAUCAGGCUGAUUAUCUACAUGCAUACUACACUAUCCACUAGCCUGAUAACAAGCAUUUCCAUGCUUGUUCUGUACAAAAAUCAAAAGAAAGAUGUUCAAAAGUGACAGUCCCUUUAUCUUUACCGUUUAGCUUUCUCUCUUAUUUUGCUUCUGCGACAAAUUUAUAAUCUUGAUGCUGACUCAGGGCUGUCACUAAAAUUUUAAGUUGCCGGGUAAAUACAAAAAGUAGGCGAGGAAUCAAACAGUUACGGGUUUCUUUUGGUUUUAUUUUUUUAUUACUUUCCUUUGAAAGUAGCCAGGGGCCACGUUGGUAAUAGCGUCUCUUUAUGAUAUCUUCUGGCUAAACAGUUGAAAUAAAGUUUUUGGUUUCAAUGCACCGGUUUGAGAUGCAAAUUGAACCUUAGAAACCCACACAUUUCAUUGUAAUCUCUCACAGAAGCUAAAAGGAAAAAAUGAUCUCCUUGUUCAGUUUUCCUAUUCAGAGCAAACUUUGUGAGGGCUGACAUUUCCAGUUGUGUUUUACUGUCAUCAGUUAAACUAAUUGGUGGCACCUCAUUUUCCAGCCAAUUGUAUUUCUCUUUGUGUUUGAAAAGGGUAACUGUCUGAUAAUUCCUAAGUUAUCAUCGCAAGCUCUGAUAACCCUGAUGGCCUUGUUGCUUGCCCAGGUUUUCUUUUGCAGAUCACUUUGCUCGCUCCUAAAAAUGGAAUACACGCUUGCAGGGUAACACACAAUGCAUUUAACAAGGUGUACACAAGUACAAAAUUGCAUCAAUGAUGAUAAUAUUGUUACUGUAGGACACUGUUGUAAUGCUUUUCUUAAUUACCCUAUUUCUGGUAUUCAGGUUCAGAGUCAAGUCAGAAGGGGUAAAAAGAAAUUUGAAAAGCUGAAAAUUGAUGUCAUGCAAAAGAUAGAUCUUCUGUCAGCAAGUAGAUGUAAUUUACUUUCAAGCACUCUUGCAGCAUAUCAGCAGGCCCUGCUCAAGUUUUGGGAAAAUACCUCACGGACUAUGACCCAAGUUUCUGAACAGUUUAAAGGAUUACCAACAUACCAGUUUCAGAUGUUAAAAAGCCUCAACCCUCUGGCUAUUGAAAGUGGGGAUAAAGAAAAAGAAGAAGAGGGAAAAGAGGCGAACCCUGGCAAAGAAUCAGAGGAAAGCAAUGUAGAUUCAACAAAUGGUGUUACAAAACAAACUGUUAGUGAGGAUGAUGAUGAUCAGUUAAUAUCUUUGGAUCACUCACCUUUAGAAGAGAAAAAAAUGGAGGCAAGACCUAGUCAGGAAGCUGAUACAAAUGGUGACAAAUCGCUAAUAGAGACAGAUUUACUUGGAGAUGAUGAAGCACCAAAUGGGAGUGAGGAGUCAAGCACCUGUAUUGAUUUGCUUGGUGAUGAUGACUUUCUCUCGCAAAAACAACAGUCAAGUAAUGCUGAGUAGUUUCUUGCCAAUCUUUUUACAUUGUAUUAUUUUACCAUCAUCCACUGCUAUACACUGCCUUAGAAAAUCACUUUAAACAAGUGUUGAAUUAACCAAACAAUACCAACAGCACUGCAACCAUAUCUGGAAGCCAGGUGAUGGGGGAGUACUUCGCAUUUACACAAAAUAUUUGUGCUCCCUUUAUUCAACUACUACCCGUUAAAAUAUUAACAGAAAUAUACGUUCUCGUGGUGUAAAGUAACAUUGUCAAAUUCACAUUGUCUUAAAAGGUACAGGUAUUCAUAGGCAAGAAAGACAGAAGAAGAAGACAGAAUAGACAGAUUUUGGUUCUAUAAUGAAGCUAGUUUGCAUAUACGGUAUUUACAUGUAUGUCCUUAGGUGCAAUCGUAGCAACCCUAAGGAAUGCAAGCCUUACUUUGAAUGAAAAAGUACAUUUUCAGGAAGUAGUUUACUCUGUAACUUUCUGCUCUAAUUCAACACAAUUGCAUCAGGUGAUAUCAUUACUUUUAAAAAAAUAAUGAUGAACAUACUGUUCAUUAAAAUUGCAUAAUGUUAACUUCAUAGACUACAGUUUUCUCUACCAAGGAAUAGUACCCCGGGUGGUUGUGAUAUCUUGGUAUUAAAAUUCCUGUUUAUUGUACACAGCCACAAAUGAUCUACUUUCAUCAUUUGAGAGUUCCUCAAGAAGCAAUGGUCAUACUGGAAGUUCACUCAUGCCACCCAGCUAUGAAGCAGCAACGAAAAUCCCUACAGCAGGUAUGAGCCAGUAAAUUACCCAAGUUUGAGGUCAGAUGGCUGGAUAUUGGCCAAGUUCAUUUUGUUUGUGUGUGUACUUUUAUGGACUAGUAUGAAUACGACGUUAAAAAACAAAUCAAUGGAAUGCAGCCGGUAUUCUUCCACCUUGGUCAGUAAGGGAUUCAUCUCAUGGCCUUAGAAACAAAUGUUUUCUUGUGGGAACAAAGAGGGAAAUCCCGAAAGAGCAUGGUGGGGCUAUUUUGCCUUUUUCGGCAAAAUAGGAGCCAAACGUAGCCAAAGUGUCAGAAAUGAGGUUAUCAUUAAUUUUUUUUGCCACAGAAAGUUCUUAGAAUGGAAUGUCCACUACUCACCACUUGUUCAAGUCGUAAGAAUCUAAGACUUGAGUGGUACAAGUCCUUAAGUUGUGCGAUUGGUUCAAGUAGUGAAUGUGAUACGUUUAAGUGAAAUGAACCGAGGUACAUUGGCUGCAUCUGAUUAGACAAGUGUAGAGAGGGGCUCUUGUCAAUUGGUGCGACUCGUACGCGACUUGUGUGAGUCGUAGUGGUGAAAUAGCAUCUCAUUAGAGACACUAGAAAUGGAGAGCAGAGUUGUCGAACUAUAAGCAUCCUACACGACAAACGUUUGAUGUAUGAAACUGCAAAAUGGCUCAAAAAUAUACUAUCACACAAAAAGUCUAGUUAGCAAAUGAACAAGAACGUAUACACCAGAAUAUCCCUCGUUCUAUAACUAAUGAGUACCCCAAACGAUAAAAUUUCAAUGCAUAACUCCUACGAGUCGUACCACUAACAGGGCCUAUUCACGACAACUUUGCUCACAAAUUCUAAGUUUCGCUAAUGAGAUGCUAUUUCACCAGUUUCACGACUCGUACCAGUCGAAACACAUGACAGGGUCCCCUCUCAACAACUUUGCUCACAACAGGUUCUAUUAAACAGACCCGAUUUUAUCCUCAAUACUUUGUAAUUGUAGGCUUCAUGUAAGCACCUAGUACAUUUCAGACCACAGUUACAGCUGAAGUAGUUUGAAGUUUACAUUAAUUUUUGUUAAGUGUAUACACUUUCCUCGCUUUCUUCAACAGAGAUUCGUAAUCACUGGUUUUAUAUUGGAUAACACCAAUAAUUAUUAUUAGAGCUUUUCAUUUACCUUUUGUAGUUUAUACAAGGGUUCUCCAAUACUCACUACCUGUUCAAGUCAUGAAAGUUCGUGUUGUUUCAAUUUGUAGCAAGGUUGGUUUUAAUCACCUUUUAAGCCAUAACCUUUAGUAGCUAACACAUAGGCCUUAAUGUAUAUGUACUGAACCUAAAAAAUUAACUGAAUUGAUUGCCUUUUUCCCUCUAUCCAGGUGUUGACCAUCCUUCGUCGAUGACAGCUGAUGACUUGUUGUUUGGCUCCCCUACCAGGGAGGAUAGGGGAACAGAAGACAAGUCAGACCUGGAUAUCUUAAACGAGAUCCUUGGUGCCACUGGAGCGUCUGGCGGACAGGGCACUGCAGAAAGUGAUAACAGCUUUAGUAAAACAUGGAAGGACAUGUUUGGGGAUGAGCCUCUUGAAAGUACACGACAACCACAGGAGCCCAGCCAGUCAUGGUCACAAGGAGGGACCAAUUUCAUGAUGCCAUCUGAUCUUCUUAAUAGCAUGGCUAAGUUUGAUCCAUUUAGUCAGUUGCCUGCCUCAACUCAGCCAGGCACUAGUGAAGCGCCACCCACGUUAGGUCUCCUCAAACAGCCUCAGCUCCCCAAGAAUCUGUGGCAAGGUAAUCAAGUAACUUCAGAGUCAAAGCAGAUACCUUCACUGCCAGGGAAGAGUAAGGAGAAGAGCAAAGGGAAAAAGGGCUCAGAUAUGUCUGCUUGGUUCAGUCUGUUUUCUGAUCUUGAUCCUUUGGCCAAUCCCGAUGCCAUUGACCAACAGAACAAGAAAAGUGAAGAGGAUAGACAAUGCUGAAUGCGGAAUUACUCUUUAAAGAGUUACCAAUUGAAAAUUGUUAAGAAUAUCAAAUUGUUCCACGAAUUCAUUGAAAAAGAACAAUGUGGUCCACGAGAGGGGUUGAAGCUGAGUUUAUGGAAAUCUUGUGGCACCUGCUAAGUUCACAUAUAUAUAUAUAUAUUUUUUUCAAAUCUGCUUAUCUCAUGCAUCCUUUAAUAACGACAAGUCUACAUUAGGCAUCAUCAUGUUAUAUUGUGGAGCAGGUCUGUCUACUUCUUUAUUGUGGGUAGCUUUUUCUCACUAUAUACAUCUUGCCACUUUGGGCAUGGUCCCUUUAGCGUGAUUCUACCGCUAAGUAACUUUCGCUUUUGUUGCCAGAACGUAAGGGUUUCAAAAACUACAUGUACAUUUAUUAUUUGGCUGAAUCCUGGAGCGGCUAAGAUACGCCUAUCUUCUCCACUCGGGACUUUCCGCGUUGGCCCCGCCUGAAAACAUUCUCUGUUUAGCCAUAUAAUAAAUCCUUUAUUGGCCAAGUUUGUUCGGUCAAUGUGACUGUAUAUUGGCCAAGUUUUUUUGGCGUUGUGUCUCGAAUACGAUCAUCGAGAUCGUUCAGAUCGGUUAACCUCUUUUCACAAAUCAGGAAUGGAAUUCAAGCUUAACUUAAUGACAUUUCUGUGUUGUAGUCUGUAGAGUGUUGUUUGUCAUUGGUCGAAUCGACUUUCGUCCGGGCGAAAUGCCUUUGGGCGAAUCGACCACAAGUCUCGGUUAAUGAAAGCAUACUUAUAAAAAAUGGCCAAUAUACAGCCAUCUUGUCCUCUCGCUUGGUCAAUAACGCAUAUAUAUUUCAAGGUUGCCUUUAUGGACUCAAAAGUUGCAACAGAAUUGUAGUUUGCAUCGUAAAAGUAAAUGGUAAAAUUAUCUUAAAGAACUUCGCCUUUUUGGCGGGGGGUGGGGAGAUGGCUUAACGCCUUGCAUUGUGUAAGAAUUUAUCUUACCUUAUGAUAGGAUAUUGGGAUAAACCUGUCUAUAAUGUUCAAUGGUUUUAAGGCAGCAGCUGAAUGUUAGGGCGCUUUCCAUUUGUCAAAACCGGCUGGCCAACCGGACCAGUUAUUUUGACAAUGAAAUCGGCUUUUUCCAAGGGUUUUUGUUGAACAACCAUCUCCUUCAUACACACUAUUUAAGAUUUGACUGAUUUAGCUGGAUAGUUUUGAUUAAUAGUGAAAUUCUCAUUACGAAAGGGAAGGGUCUGGCCGGUCAGUUCUGACAAAUGGAAAGCGCCCCCUUAGAUUCACUUAUGGUAAGCCGUAGGUGUAGUUACGUUCAGUGUAUAUCAACAGGGUGUAAAUUGCUAUGGCCGUUAUUUUAAGUUAUUUAGGAAUAAAUUAUUGCAGAGUUGUUUAUAAAUUCUGUUUCAGAAACACAGCAUGUUGAAAAAAUUUGAAAGCAGUUGAAUGUUCUGGUUUUAGAACACCACGCUUCCUUUACACACACACGAGAACGUCGAUGUAACAAACCUCUAUAUAACCAUAGUUAUUAAAGGAGACGAAUCGACUAUGACAUAACGAACGACAUUCUUCGCCCCCUGUUUCAGUAAUAUAAAUUAUAUGGGAACGACCCUCAAUAUAACGCAACCUAGAGGAUAUAUUUGGCAGUUCCUUGUCGUAAGAUGGUUCGUUUGUUCCCAGGCGUCAUAAAUUACACUUUCUUUGAAAAUGCGAUAAAAUUGACUUUAAACCGGAAUGUUACCCUGUCUAGAAUUUUUUUGUGUGCUACGCGCAUUUAAAUGGGGAGCCACCUACGUAGCCGUUCUUUGUGUCGUUGCGCAACCCUGUUCUCUACGGAGCGUGACGUCGCCCAUUAUUAUAUCUUACCUGAUGAAAUAAGAUUAUACCUGAACUAAGGUUUAUGCGUUAAACAUGAGAAUGCUGCUAUAAGAGGGGACAGACGGCAAAUUAUACACACUGUUAAUCAUCACAAAUGGUUUUGGCUCCAUAAAAUCGUACACCAAUUGCGGAACGUUUUUAGAGGAGCCACCCACAAUGUGAGCACAGUUACUGACAGGGUAUUUGAGGCCAAGGCCAAACAUCGAACUUUCCAUGAGACGAGCUAAACUGGGCAGAUUAAGUUCAUGAAAAAUUCGACGUCUGUCUCCGUUGAUUUCGUCUGAAUCAGAGUUUGCUUCUACAUAUGCGUUGUAUCCGUCUGCUCAGAUUCUGAUUGGUUCGACGCUGCAUUAGUUCGACGUCUGACCCAACAGACGAACUUUAAAAUUAAGGUCUACCCAAAUUACAAUUUGGUUCCUCCCAUGAAAAGUUCGACUUUUAGCGUUGGCCUGAGUUAGAAAAACAAAGCAGAGUAAGUCAAAAUAAGAUCCAUUCAAUAUGGAACGAAACGAACCGCUAAUGAUUUAAGCACGCGCCCAUAACGUUGAUGAAAGUGCAGUUAGUGCGUUCAGUUUCAUCCAUUAUUUAAGUUACAAACUAUUGUAGGACUCCAAAAGGACUUGUUAAUGAGGACACUUGUAAAUGUUUCAGUACUUGAUGACCUUUAUUAUUUUGUUUAACUUAUGUUUCUUAUGGAAGAAUUAAGGGUCAUUGUUAUCAGUUUAAUUUAAAUAAACAAAUGCAAAGU
Molecule: messenger RNA, 13680 nt
Organism: Porites lobata
Lineage: Eukaryota; Metazoa; Cnidaria; Anthozoa; Scleractinia; Poritidae
Source: the annotation of a GenBank genome assembly